ACAGACUGAAACAUUAGUGCCCAUAUAAUAAGGAUAAUGGCUGGUUGCAGUGUUUUUACCUCCAUGUCUGGUGCACCAAAGUUGCACACCACAUUUUGUGGAAAUGGGAUAGAGUGGGUUGGUUUUCAUUUUUUUUGGGGGGGGGGUGAGGGGGGUUAGGGGCUGGUGCCCCCCCCCCCUCCUCACAACCUCAUCAGUCUUAUGUAUAGUUAAAUGUGUACACAGAUCUGUGAAUAUGUACCAGCAAAAGAUAAUUUGAAUACAAUAACCGCAAAAUAAGUUUGGAUGCAUUUAGAGACUUUUGAACGAACGUUUUUUUUCAAUGAAUUAGGAUACAUCGCAUCAGUGCAACAAGAUCGCAACUCGAUUUUUCAACAAAGUCGUAUCUUUCGCAAAUACGCUCCGUGCAACAAUGGCGUUUCUCGCGUAUUGCAACGUCCAUUGACUUUGAGUGUACAUCCGGGUUAUUUUAAGCGAGAUACAACCUUUUGACAUUGAAAAGUUGCGUUUCACAUACAGUACGCCAUACACCAUUUUAGGAGAUACGACCAUGUUGCACGGACAUGACGAUAAAAUUGUGUCAAUUGCCUCUCGAAAGGAUCAACUUUUUCCAACUUGGGAAGAGUGCUGCAUGUCAUAGAUCGAUUGUGUUUUGUGAUAUCAUAUGUGGCAGUGUGUGAGACCAUACCAUAGAUGCACUUUCCUGUUAUUGUUUUCAAGCUUUGCUCGUGUUACCAUUUCUAGUGAUAACAGACUGUCCAGUGAAAUUUAGCAUCACAUGACCGUAGUACAGUUUUAUGUCAAUGAAUGUCAUGUGUUUGUUUAGCUUUGUCUUUUAUACAUUUGCAAAACAUUAUUUCACUCCAUGAUAUUACCUUCACUAAGUAGCAUGCAUCAUCAAUUUAGAUGGAAGUAGAUUAAACCAAAUGCGUUCAUAUGUUGAAUAGGAGCAUUGUAUAGGAGCACAUAACAUGAUGGUAUUUUUUCAAAUUAAAAGUCAUUAUUUGGCCGAGCACUGGCAAGGAUAAUGUUAUCCCUGUAGAAACAUGAAGAUGUCAUCUUUUACAUUCCGACUAUCCCAGAUUUGUUUGUUGCCUGUUUUAAAGAUAUGCCUGUUUUUAAAGAUGUGCCUGUUUUUAAAGAUGUGCCUGUUUUUAAAGAUGUGCCUGUUUUUAAAGACGUGCCUGUUUUUAAAGAUGUGCCUGUUUUUAAAGAUGUGCCUGUUUUUAAAGAUGUGCCUGUUUUCAAAGAUAUGCCUGUUUUUAAAGAUAUGCCUGUUUUUAAAGAUGUGCCCGUUUUUAAAGAUGUGCCUGUUUUUAAAGAUGUGCCUGUUUUUAAAGAUGUGCCCGUUUUUAAAGAUGUUUUUAAAGAUGUGCCCGUUUUUAAAGAUGUGCCUGUUUUUAAAGAUGUGCCUGUUUUUAAAGAUGUGCCUGUUUUUAGAGAUGUGCCUGUUUUUAAAGAUGUGCCUGUUUUUAAAGAUGUGCCUUUUUUUUUAAAGAUGUGCCUAUUUUUAAAGAUGUGCCUGUUUUUAAAGAUGUGCCUGUUUUUAAAGUUUUUCCGUGUCUUUAAAGAUAUGCCUGUUUUAAAGAUAUGCCUGUUUUUAAAGAUAUGCCUGUUUUAAAGAUGUGCCUGUUUUUAAAGAUAUGCCUGUUUUGGUCUAGCAACAAGGCAGGCGCAUGCAUACUGAGCAUGUUUACGCAGUGUUACGGCAAGCAAAUGUCCAAAAUUGUUCAGUAUGUUGUCCUUGUGAUGGCUGUAAUGUGUCUAGCUGUUGUGAAGCACGUUUAUUGAAGUUGGUGACAUCAUGUGUUUAAGUGACAUCCAGUAGAGAUUAUGUAUAGCUGUCCCUUUCUGCACGCCCGCCUGUCUGCCUGCCCACCACGGUACUACAUAUGGUUUGCAUGCUGUUAAUGAACGUUUCAUGGCAAAGCUCUCACAAGUGUGUCCGCCAACGCUGCUCAAUCCUGGACUCUGACUGUCAGAAUCUUCCUCUCUCCAAGUCCUUCAACUACAUCGCCUUCUCCUCCAACUUCCUGGCACCAGCUGUCCUCUUCAAGAUUGCCACUGUUCCUGACCGUCGCUUCAGCUACCGCUUUAAGUUCCUGGACGGCCACCAAGGAGGGGAGUUUGCUCUGAUGCAGAGCGCUUAUGUGGCAACCAUUAAUGUGAUGAGGAGCAUCGAAGGUCCCAAGGAGUACAACUUAGACGUGGAGAUGGAAGUCUACCAGAGGGGCGUUUUGGCUGCGCGAUACGUCUCCAAGAUUUUCUUCAAUAUAUCAGAGUAUCCAUUUUGAGAGAUUUAAGGGACUCGUCUUCCAACAGCUGCAUGACAGGACCUGGUUGAACGGACAAAACUUGAAUGUUGGGAGUGUCUUAUUCUGCAGCUUAACUUUGUAGGCCUGGUGAUGACUGACCAAAGAACAAUGAGAUUAUUGAAAUGUAUUUUUAUUUCUGUCUUUUGUAAAACCUCUCAAGAUUGAUUAGUCCAAGAAAAGAAUUCAGAGUUUGAAUACCAAGUGCACCCCAUGUAUAUAUUUUAAAUUAUUAUUUAUAUCAGGCUUCCAGUGGUAAAAAUAAAUCUGAUGACUGCAAUAUUAUGUCAAUAAAGUACCCAGAUGACUGCAAUAAUAUUGUUAUUGCAGUCAUCCAAGCAUUUUCACUGGUUACCGCACAAUAUAUAGCAUAGAAAGUCACAGUCAACUAGUCAACAGAACAUAGCAUGCGGACGCAGCGCACAGCACUUCCAGUGUUGUCAACAACCACAACUGGCUUUGAGCAGGGCGAUAAUUCAACGAAAUUUGAGAAAUAAAGGCCAUGUCCUGAAAUUCAUUUCUUGCAGAUCAAGCUAGUCAGCCUAAUAUAAAUAAUACUAAUAAUUAUUCAUAAGAUGGAAUUUUUUUUUGCGUUGGGGUGA
Patiria miniata (bat star) is the source of this 2914-nucleotide messenger RNA. Its product is annotated as fibulin-7-like. Bases 1893 to 2294 code for a protein of 133 amino acids. The transcript is spliced from 2 exons. NCBI's taxonomy places the organism in Eukaryota, Metazoa, Echinodermata, Asteroidea, Valvatida, Asterinidae. The record is from RefSeq and is a predicted model, not a curated record.